GCACGAUAUUUUCCUCUUUCUUCCUCCUUCAUUUGGCCGGCGGUGUUUGUGCAGUGAACUUGUGGUACGGUGUCCGUAACACGUGCUUAUUUUUGAAUUCUUUUCUCGAGUUUCUAAUUCCUGUUAUAAUAAUGGCAGACGCAGCCGUCGAAAAGAAGGAUGCCGCCCCCGAGGAGGUCACCUCCACAGAGAAGGAGUCUCCAGUAAAGAAGUCGCCGGCAAAGAAGAUCGCAGAGCCAGAGAGCAACGGCAAGGAGGAGAACGGCAGUGAUGACGCACCAGAGGAGACCGUCGCCGAAAAUGGGGACACAGAAGAGAGCAAUGAUGCCACAGAGAAUGGAGAUGCCACAGAAGAAACGAAAGAGACUGGCGUGAAGAGGAAAUCCGUUUCAGCUGACAACGGUGACGCCGAGAAGACCACGCCAGAGAAGAAGGCGAAAGUAGUAGAGGAGGCUCCGCCCUCCGAAACGGAGGAGGCCGCCGCUUAAGUUCCUCUUCUGAUACAUAUGCUUAGUUUACUGCAAUGCAUCCAUGUUCAUUAGGGCUCAACUCUCCCCUAACUAUAACAUAUCCUUUUAUACCUAACGUUACUCUCAUGCCAAAACAGUUAAAAUAAUAUUUUGUAUAUUAAUCUGGUUACGACAAACGAGUUGAGCUCUUUUGUGACCACAUUAAGUUUAGGUUUAUAAUAAUACAUUAUGUAUUUAACAUACCUGUGAAGUACCUGUAAAGUGUAAAUUAAUGUUGAUACUGUCGUCAGUCGCGGCUGAGAAGUGCAUCGCAGUGAACUGAUCACUCGGUUUAGGUGUUGUAUGCUGUUUUUGCGUAUUGGUGUCUAUCUCAACAGACUUGUAGCGAAGGGUUAUUGAAUUGAUGAAAGUAAUCUUAUGUCGCGGUAUUAGAUACUUCGUUUCGCCAGUAACAUACUGCCAAAGUACUUCACUUCUAGUGAAAAUCAAUUCAGGAUCCGUUCUGUGAACGACGCGUUUUAUAAAACAGCUUCCGAAAAACAAGGAUUUUAGAUAACUAAGAUUAAUUAAAAUGUUUAGAUAAUUAUUCAGUUGUAAUUUAAGUUUAGCAGUUAAAUGUCGCACAUUUAUAUAUUUCAUAGGCAUUAUUACUUAACCAUUUAAACAUUCCUUUGACACUUUGGUUACGGAUUGCAUUGUGAACUAUACCAACAAAUCUUCGUGUGUUGGGCGGAGUGUGCGUCGAUCGUUUCUAUUCGACCUCAAUACGUUACUGGCAGGUCAACAUGCCGCAGAAUUCUUCCCCCGCACGAGGACGGUCAUAAUAAGUAACCAGUUCACUCUGCGACGCUAAUUUUAAGACUUGGAAUUUAAUUAAAGUUCAAAUUUGACAAAUAAGGUGAUAGUUCAUAUUGACAUUAAUUUUGCGUGCUAUUUCGUAUUUCUAUGAACAUGUUUAUUUUUCUUAAUGAUUCUAAUUUAUUUGCUUCUCAUUUUAUAUGUGAUAGA
This is a messenger RNA of Hyposmocoma kahamanoa, 1478 nucleotides long. Its product is annotated as nucleolin 1-like. The coding region runs from base 132 to 488 and encodes 118 amino acids. The record is from RefSeq and is a predicted model, not a curated record. The transcript has 3 exons. Lineage: Eukaryota; Metazoa; Arthropoda; Insecta; Lepidoptera; Cosmopterigidae.